This is a messenger RNA of Brassica napus (rape), 3480 nucleotides long. RefSeq lists its product as uncharacterized. The transcript has 3 exons. Bases 698 to 2746 code for a protein of 682 amino acids. The record is from RefSeq and is a predicted model, not a curated record. NCBI's taxonomy places the organism in Eukaryota, Viridiplantae, Streptophyta, Magnoliopsida, Brassicales, Brassicaceae.
AUGAUAGUGGAAAUAAUCGUGAGUAAUAAAAAGGAAAAAUUGGAUAAAUAGGACACUUUGAACUUGGAUUUGUCACAUUAGGAUUUCUAGAAGAUAUUUUAGGAAAAUAGGAUUUUAGAUCUUGUAAAAUACCAAAGUACCCUUAAUUUACCAAUUAUGUUGAAUUUAAAUUAUAAAUUAUAAUAAUUUUCGUAAUAGAUUUUAAUGUUAAAAUUAAAAUCUAUAAAAAUUAAAAAAUAAAAAAAACACUAAAUGGGAAAAAAGGAGACGCGGGAUGCCGCAAACCUAAUUCCCCUUUCUCUUUGUCUUCUCCGUCGUAGACUCGUCGCUCUCCCACGGCGAUUUAGGGUUCAACGGUGAGAAGCUCUGUUCUUCGUCGGUGUUUCAUCAGCCCGUGGUCUCUACUCUCGUCUCCGUCACCAUCCUUUUCGAUCUCACUGAAGACACAACGGCUGCGAAUCGUUCUUCCUCUUCGUCGGGUCAAAUCGAUUUUCGAAGUGUUCUUCCAUCAAUUUCGCCUCUCAAUCUCACAAUUCUUCACAGAAGGUAUUGGAUUUCAUCUAUAGAUUCUCAUAUUAAACGAAAUCGAAGUGUUCUUCCAUUAAAGCUUGAUUUUUUUUUAAAAUGAUUUGCCGUGUUUCUUAAAAUAAUUUUGUUUCACGGAUUGGUUGAUAUUAUUGAAACCUUUACAUGUGUGAUGAUAUUGAAACCUUUACAUGUUGAACUAAUAAUUUUGUCACGGUUUGUAGCUAUGUCUGAGGAGCUACCGAAGAGGCUUUUUAAGGAGGGCGAGGAGCCCCGAGUUACUCAGAUCAACAACAACUGCAGGAUCGACUACAUAAUCCGAAAGUUCCAAGCGUGGCUGCCAAAGGAGUUGGAUGUCGUGAAGAAAGACCCAGUUUUUCAUCAGAUUUUUAAGCUCCAUGAGAAUGGUCUUGGAUACUCUGCGAGGGUGAUACACAGCUUCUUGUGUAGGGAGCUGGUGACUUUCUUACAGCACGAGCUAUGGUUUGUCUUUGCGAGGAGACCGCUUCGAUUCUCAUUGCAAGAGUUCCACGCCGUAACCGGGUUUGAAUGCGAUACUCACAUUUCGAUUGAGGAGUUUGAAGAGUGGAAAUAUGAUGGUGGUUUCUGGAGCAAGGUUUUGAGGAGAAAAGAUGGAACAAUUACACUCUUCAACCUGUGGACUAAGGACAAGGAAGCUGUAAAGAAAUGGAAGAAUGCAGAUCGCAUACGUCUUAUCUACUUGGCGAUCAUUCUUUGUGUGGUAUUGGCGAGAGAUGAGAAGGCUAAUAUCCCCCUGAAGUACAUCGCGGUGGUCAUGGAUCUUGACAGAGUUCGAAGGUAUCCUUGGGGAGUUGCUGCUUAUGACCUUCUCUGCAAAUCCAUAGCCAAAAAUCGUUCCCAACUGAAGGAAAAGACCACUAGCUAUGUCUUGGAUGGCUUCUCAUACGCCUUGCAGAUUUGGGCAAUGGAAGCGGUGCCAAAAAUCGGGAAGCUUUGUGGAAAAAAGCUGGAUAAGGGUUUCAAGGACGGUCCUAGAUGCAUAAACUGGAUGGGAGCUGCGAAGGUGUCAUAUGAGGAGAUCAUUCGCUUGGAGGAGAUUAUUACACCCAAGGAUGACAUCUACCCAUACAUCUCAUGGACAGGAAAUUAUGAUGUUGUCAAAGCUCAGGCGUUUCGCAGAGAUGAUGAUGUGGAGGAUGACAGAAUCAAGGUUCUGAUGGAGAUGAUAAAGAAGGGGCAUGAUUUUAGUGAGCAUGUUUGGGAAACUGAAGAAAAUGAAGUGAUUUCUUUAUCUCUCGAUGACGAAUCAGCUGUGAAUGAUGAAGCAAGCGUGAAUGUUGAAGCAGCCGAGAGUGAUGACGACUUUCAGACUCCGAAAGGAUCAAAAAACGUUGGUUCUAGAUCAAAGAGGGGUAAAAAGAGGCUUCCCGAUCGUGGUAUGGAGAAGAGAAAGCAUAAGGUUCUCGCAAGUGGCGCAAAGCAAGCUCCUUUUAAUGAAGACAUGAAGGCUUUUAUGACACAGUUGUUUGAGCACAACUUCUCUGGAAUGGAACAAAGGAUACAGAAACAGAUGGCCGAGACAUUUGAGCAGAUGCGGACAGAGCUUAAACAAUCACGUAAGGAAGCCAGCGUUGAAGUUGAGCUUGGAGAGCCUUCACCGACAAAGCCAUCGACGAGCCAGGCACCGUUGAGGAGGUCCACACGCGGGGAUGGUUCCGAGACUACAUUCGAUGUGAAUUAUAGUGAAGCAGAUGAUUUGGGUCGCGGGAUAGGUACACAAGGGGUUGAAGGGCUUUCUCAGACGUCGUAUGUGCCAGGCUUUGAUCCAUCUCAGGACAAAAAAGAAGAAGACUGGUGGACUCCAAUGACUUCGGUCCGAGGUUCAGUGGAUAAUCCAGUAAAGAAAGAAAAGACAGAGAUGAAUACAGCUCCACCGCCGUCACAGUGGGAGAAAUGGUGCAAAAGAAAAGGUCAUGGACUUCAGCUUAGCGAUUCACCAUUGCCAGAAGAUGCUUCUCCGCAGGCGUCACUUUAUUAUAUCUCCGAAGAGUCAUGGAAAGGAUUCACGGAAUGGGCAUUAAAGCCUAUACCUUUAACAAUUGGUCCUACAUGCUUUAAUUUGUCUGUAGCUACAAGAGUAGUAAGUGCUGGAAAAUGGCUUGGAAACGAGGUAAUGAAUCUUGUACUAACCUUUAGUGAAUUUAUCUUCCUAACACUUCUUAUAUGCUAUAUUACUUAACUUUCAUUGUAAAUUUUUAGGAGAUGGAUGCGGUUAUGUUUAUAUGGCGUGUGAACACUACAUUGAAUCGUUGGGCCCCUCGGCGUGUUGCUUUCAUGAGUGCUAUGUUUUGCCUCCAAGUAGACGCUGCAUACAAGAAGUUUUUACCAAACAAAAAAGCCUAUCAAUUGCCUGAUUUCCUUCUUGGGUACGGCAGAGGAGAGCUUCCAUCUCAUGGGCGGACUGAUCUAGUUUGGGGUGUUGAUGUUGAUCGACUCUACUUUCCUCUGUUUGUAAAUGGUAACCAUUCAGUUCUUUUUACAUCCUAGUAUACAUUUCUUCGUUUACAAAUUUUUGUGGACACGAACGCAGGUAAUCACUGGGUUGGUGUCUGUGUAAACAUCAUUGAAAGAAAAGUAGAAGUCUUUGAUUGCGGUCGGGGAAAGAACAGACAGUACGUUGAGAAGUUUGCUGCUAUCAUUCCUAGGAUUGUGAAGUCCGUUGCACCACAAGAAAGACAGAAGCAGCUACUCCUCUCAUCAUAUUCUAUCGUGGAUGUGCCUAUGAAGUUGAGAUUGAAUAAAAGUUGUUGUGAUUGCGGUGCAUACGCUUUGAAGCACUUGGAAUGCUCGCUGCUUGGUCUUGACGUCAGUUUAGUGGAUGAUGAAAUCAUUAUGGGUUGUAGACAGAAGAUUGGAGUGGACUUAUGGGAGGCUGCACACGACCCCAUCUUUGCUGAGGUUAUGACACGAUAU